Messenger RNA from Thalassophryne amazonica, 3900 nucleotides. RefSeq names its product zinc finger FYVE domain-containing protein 1-like. Bases 974 to 3331 code for a protein of 785 amino acids. Gene Ontology annotation, molecular function: zinc ion binding. NCBI's taxonomy places the organism in Eukaryota, Metazoa, Chordata, Actinopteri, Batrachoidiformes, Batrachoididae. The record is from RefSeq and is a predicted model, not a curated record. The transcript has 11 exons.
CUCCUCGUUUCACGCACAUAGAGCGGCGCAGAACCGAGCACUUGCUGGUGGCUGCUUGUUUUGGUUGCUAUGUGGUUACAGCUCAGUUGGCAAACUGGAUGCUAGCUGUCCCGUGAGAAACGCUCGGCUUUGUCGGCUCUCUAAUAACAGAUUUAUUUCGAAAAGAGUUGUAACAGACCGUCGAAACUCGCUAGCUGUAAGCUAACAAUAUUCACUUGAAGUAACCGUUUGUCGUUGAGCGGCACUUUGCUAGCUAGCCUGUUGUUAGCAUGAACGUUUUUACACAUUCGCCUUUUCAUUGUUUAUAGGUACAUGUUCAUUAUCUUUGUGUUUUAAUGUAUUUUAUGACUUGAUAUAUGGUAGUAAGUUGCUAAUGUCUCUUCUUAAGCUUGAAACAAAAUUUGGUGAAAGGGUCAAUUCAAUUAAAAAAAAAUUGAUAUAUUUAAUUUACUGAUUAAUGAGUCUCAGUGUUAACAGGUUCCUAAUCUCACUUGUGCACCUUAGUUACAUUUCUGUCAAGGACAGCUGCUGUUUUGUUUGCUUGAUAGUAGCUACGCUACAUCUCUUUAUUAAACCAUUUAAGUGUUUGAAAAUCAUGCUGCAAAAACAAAUGUAAGCUGGCUGCAUUUUGACUUGACAGUUAUGUGCCAUAUGUGGCAAAUUAACGUGAUCUGUACUGUGUACAUUUGUUAGCAAUUAUGUUUUGAAGUGGUUCAAAACUUGUUCUCUUGAAGUUAGUGCUCCACCUACUGCCACAACUUGGUACUGCAGCUUAACCGAAUAUCACCUGACUGAAGUUUUGAAAUACUAUUGUAAAUACUCUGUUGAGCUAUGGAAUUUUGAAUGUUUUUAGAGAUAUUGCAGUGUUAAAAUUGAGGUGUCUGUCAUUUGUUGGAACUUGCUGGUUUUCUGGUCAACGUGCUUUCAAUCCACUAAGCGCUAGUGUUUAUUUCAGUUUAUCUUGUAUGAAGUGAUGAGUGGGCAUGGCUCAUCUUCAGAAAAGGGAGUCAAUACAAGUCUCAUAUGUCAAGAAAAUUAUGCCUGUGGUGGCUCUGAGGAGGCGGCCUUCGAGUGUGAUGAGUGUAAAAGCUUGCAGUGUGUCCGUUGUGAGCAUGAGCUCCACAAUCAGGAGCGUCUGAUGAACCAUGAGCGGGUCCAGAUAGGCCCGGGCCAUGUCCCUUACUGUGACAGCUGUGAAGGAGGCAGUAGAGACCAUGGCAAACGUUGUAGAUCUGUGGUUCGCUGUCAGAACUGUAAAAUCAACUUGUGUCAUGAUUGUCAGAAACGUACCCAUAGUGGAGGCAAUAAGAAAAAACACCACCUCACCUUCUAUCCACCACCACCCAAAUCUGCUGAGGUCAGCUCUGUCCAGCCCAAUGCCCAAGCUGUUGAUGAAACCAAAUCUGAGCAAGCAAAACUCUUGGAGAAGGUAUCCAGUUUCUUGCUGGUUGAUGAGAAUGAGAAGAUGCAGAUAAAUGAUGAAGCUGCAUUUGUGAAGAAUCUACACUGCCAGCGUGAACAGCUCCUGAAAGUGGUGUCCAUCUUUGGUAACACAGGAGAGGGCAAAUCUCACACACUGAACCACACCUUCUUCAACGGCAGAGAAGUGUUUAAGACCUCUCCCGCUCAGGAGUCCUGUACAGUGGGUGUGUGGGCUGCGUUUGACCCCAUCCACAACGUGGUGGUCAUUGACACAGAAGGUCUCCUUGGGAACAGUUCUAAACAGGGCCAGCGUACCCGUCUGUUGCUCAAGGUGCUCGCCAUCUCCGACCUCAUCAUUUACCGCACUCACGCCGACCGCCUCCAUGAUGACCUCUUCAAGUUCCUCGGGGAUGCUUCAGAUGCUUACUUAAAGCAUUUCACCAAGGAACUGAAAGCCACGACGACCCGCUUUGGCCUGGAUGUCCCAUUGUCCUCCUUGGGCCCUGCUGUGGUCAUCUUUCAUGAAACCAUUCAUACGAAGCUGCUUGGCUCAGCCUUGUAUUCAGACAAAUCGGAGUCCGUAGGUCGGCUGAUAUUGGAACGCUUCAGGAAGGUUUCCCGUUUCCCAGAGGCCUUCAGCUCGGUGCAGUACUGGGGCACACAGACUCUCACCCCCCCGACUGACUUCCAGGGCCUGCGGAAUCAUCUGGAGCAUCUCCUGGAUAACAACAUCACACGUUCCCCGCGCUCGCCUGUGGUCAUAUUUAAAGCCCUUCAGGCACUGAGUGAACGCUUCAAUGGUGAAAUUGCAGGUGAACUAGUAGCUCAUAGCUGUUUCUUUCCGGAUGAGUACUUCACUUGCUCCAGCCUGUGCCUCAGUUGUGGAUCUGGUUGCAAGAACAGCAUGAACCACUUAGGAGAAGGCGUGUGCCACGAGGCGAAGCAUCGUUGUCGUUAUUCAGUUCAGUAUGAUAAUCGCAUUUACACCUGUAAGGCUUGCUAUAUUGGUGGGAAGGAAGUGGUAGUCAUCCCCAAGACCUCAGCUUCCUCAGACUCUCCUUGGAUGGGCCUUGCUAAGUACGCCUGGUCUGGGUAUGUUAUUGAAUGUCCCAGCUGUGGAGUCAUUUAUCGUAGCCGUCAGUAUUGGUAUGGGAACCAGGACCCUGUGGAUUCGGUUGUCCGCACUGAGAUCCAACAUGUAUGGCCAGGGUCUGAUGGUUUUCUGAAGGACAACAGCAAUGCAGCGCAGCGUCUUUUGGACGGAGUAAACUUGGUGGCCCAGUCUGUUUCUGAGCUCAGUGUCAAACCUGCCAAGGCUGUCACCUCUUGGCUGACGGAUCAGAUCGCCCCAGCUUACUGGAAACCCAACUCCCUCAUCUUGGUGUGCCAUAAGUGUCACACAGUCUUCCAGGACAACGACACCAAGCAUCACUGCCGUGCCUGUGGGGAGGGAUUUUGUGAUGGGUGUUCUUCCAAAGCCACACCUGUUCCUGAGAAAGGGUGGGGUGUCGCUCCUGUCAGAGUGUGUGAUGUCUGCUUUGAGCAGAGAGCAUCAUGUGCAGAGCUGGUAAACAUGGAGCAUGAGGAAGAUGAAGGUGGAACUCUAGCCAGGAAGGUUGGAGAGGCAGUGACUAACACCAUCGGUGUUGUGGUCACUGCUAUUGACAUCCCACUUGGCCUCGUGAAAGAUGCGGCUCGUCCUGCUUACUGGGUGCCUGACCAAGACAUCCUCUCCUGCCACAGCUGUCGCCGCGACUUCACUGCCAAGUUGUCCAAGCACCACUGCCGCGCCUGUGGCCAGGGAGUGUGUGAUGACUGCUCCCCGGAGCGCCGAGCGGUUCCAUCGCGGGGCUGGGAUCACCCCGUGCGAGUGUGCUCCACCUGCAACCAGAAAGCUGGAGAACUUUAACAGCAAAUAGCCUUCUGUCCUCAGAGCAGCAGAGAGGAGCGCUCACUCCCUCAGCCAGCAGUUUGUCACUGCUUUACCUCCAGUACUCAAAUGGUUCGGCGCCAAUUCUGCAUCAAAGGAAGCUUCUAGUCAGUGUAGCACAUUGGGAUUUUACAUUUCUUGUGGCCUUGUAGAACAGCCAGAAUACAGAAGAGUGUGAAAAUGGUGUUUCCACUCUAGUAAUAUUUUAAAUGUCACUGGCACAUGUCCAUAAUUUUAAGGUUCAGCUAUUUUUAUACUACCUAAAAAAAAAAAAGUAUAAUUUAAAAGGAUAUUAGUACAUUUAGAACUCUGAGUUUAGCGUUAUUUCUCCGAUGUAUCAUCUGUAAUGUUAAGGAGAUAUUUUAUAUCCAGGCAGGUUCCAUUGCAUGCUGCAUUGCAACAUUUUAGUUUUUGCACUAAGCCAUUUCCAGCUGUUAUAGGCUGUCUGUUAGGAAGGCUACAAACCAGAUAUUCAGGUGAUCGAGCUGUCUGCCCUCAACGUGUCUUGAAAUUUGGGUUUCGAUUGUGGAUAUCUGUGGUGCCAAAAA